AUGGAGGAUCGCAGCCACCGCAUCGAGACAACAAUGAGGCAUCUCAGCGUCAACAGCUACACCUAUCUGUCAAACCGCAAAUCUCGCACUGCGUACGAUGCGAAGAAGUUCAACAGAAUUUACAGCGACAUCGCUCGGAAGAUUGGCCUCAAGCAAGUUCCUCAUCGAAUCGCUGUUGAACAGCUGAUCAUCGAACGUCAAAAGCACCUGCCGAGGAUCGUCCAAGUCUACGCCUAUAAUCCCUUCAAUCGUUCUCCGCCACAACGAUCAGAGAAUUCACAAGAUUUGCCCGAAAUUGCGAACAUCAGUCCAUCACCAUAUGUUGCGGAUAGAUCGAGACUCAUCAGCGGGGUGGUGUGCAAUCUCAACGAAAACCAUACGCGCAGGUGCUUGUUCAUUGCGGCUAGAGACAUUGAUGCUGUCAAACAUCAGCGCAGCAACCUCGACUUCAAGUAUCGUGACGAAGGACACCAGCUACGAGCCCUCAGCCUACUCAUCUUGCAGUAUGAACUCAGUGUUCGGACCGUACGACCGGACGGAACGGCAGGCAUCUCCAGAAUCACGCCAGAUGAGCUUUAUGAGCUCGUAACAGCUGGGUAUUAUCAACACGUAGGCGGGCAUAGUAGCUAUGAUGCCGACAGUGCGUUCAAUACGGCCUUCAGCGCGUACGACGAGCAAUACCGAUGCUUGAUCGAAGAGUCCGCCAAGCUCAUGGCUGAGCAGGAAGGCGUGCUCCUGAAAGGACCUGAUGCAGUGUCAUUGGCAAGCGAAGUCGACCAGUUGUUGGCGAGGUUGCAAGCUCAGCACAGCGCUGGUAUUGCCGACACCGAGAAGAAAGAUGGUGUAGAGGACUCGGAUUCCGAACUGUCGGAUAUCGACGAGACGAUCUUCGGAGAGGAGUCGGACGCUGCAGUCGCCACAGGAGCUCACUCCGCGUUCGGAGUGCGAAGGGCUAAUGAUGCCAGCCACCAGCGCACAUCUGCAGGAAGCGGAUCUGCUGAGCAGUUUUCUUCGCCGACUCCAACAGAUAAUCUUUCGGUCCAGCCGCUUUAUGCAAACGUAUUCCACAAAGUCGACACCGAUGUCUCCAAUAUCCCGCCUCUCAAUGAUAGCUUGGGCGUGCUGUCUGCCACAGACUCAGUCGUUAACAGGACUAUACCACAAGGUCUUUCUCCUAAGCUCAUUCAAGCCGACAUGGGGAUCCAUGAUAUCAGAGAAGCCAUGCAACGCCUGUUCGAUCGCCAAAAGGAGGCACUGAUGUCGCUCUUCGACGAGGUUGGCUUGAAUCGAACCUUGAGCGGCCUCUUCUUCCGACAGGCGACGGGGCCAUUGAGGUCACUUUAUGAAGCCGGCUGGGGACCCGACUGGCCAGAAACGAGCUCAGCUGUAGGCAGAUCCUGCAAUCCAUCAAGCCUCGAUCUCGUUAUGGCGUUAGUUUCGAUCUCCCUCUAUCAUGCUAUGCUGAAGGAUAGCUCAGGCUGUGUGAAUCGCGUUCUGUCGUCCAGAAUGACUGAAUGCGUGGAAAGUGCAUUCUCUUCGCGAGUUACUGACCGUCGCGAAGAAGUGGCGACCAUGUUUGCUGCGGAGAUUGACUGCCAUUGCUUCGGUUCGGAAGCGUGUGCUGCGAUCCAGCCACAUGUCCAGCAUACACUCGACAGCUACGGUGCCAACGCCAAGGCGGACUUGCCGGAGAGCUUCAAGACAACAAUGCAGCCAAUUAUCAAGGAUCUGGGCGGAUUAGUUGUCGAAGUGAUCGAGCGCUUGCCCUCGGAUAUCAAGCUUACAUUCGACUGCCCAUCGUAUGGAACGCCGCUAGAUACCACAACGAUGAGCUUUAGGAACCGUCCGCGCGAUAUUGACGCCUCCGCUAUCGCUUUUGCUCUGUUUCCAGGUCUUGUAAUGUGCUACCCUAGCGGUGCAGUGAAGACAGCCUAUCAUGCGCAGGUAGUGACGUAUACGACGUUCAAUAACUAG
Molecule: messenger RNA, 1974 nt
Organism: Baudoinia panamericana UAMH 10762
Lineage: Eukaryota; Fungi; Ascomycota; Dothideomycetes; Mycosphaerellales; Teratosphaeriaceae
Exons: 4
Coding region: 1-1974 (657 amino acids)
Source: RefSeq, a predicted model, not a curated record